Molecule: messenger RNA, 561 nt
Organism: Aspergillus fumigatus Af293
Lineage: Eukaryota; Fungi; Ascomycota; Eurotiomycetes; Eurotiales; Aspergillaceae
Exons: 2
Coding region: 1-561 (186 amino acids)
Source: RefSeq, a predicted model, not a curated record
AUGGCUUGGUAUGAUGUCUUCGUGCUAUGGAUAUGGUGGUGCUGGGAGCGCAUACGGCCCUUCAUCAGCACCAGGAGGAAUGGACGGAACGAAGACGACCUAACUUCGCUAACCGAUAAAAUGCCCGUUUUUGAAGAUAAGAUUAUCAACACCUCUGUUAGAUAUGUCAAUGGGGAGAUCGUUGCAUAUGUCGUCCAGACCGAGUAUCUCGAUACACAAGAGGUCUGCACUGCGGAUACCAAACCGGAUAAUUCCUGCUCCAAUAGUAUGUCGGACCAGAGUACAGCUGUCGAUGAGGACGAGGCGAAGGCCCUGGAAGAACCAGAACGCUUCACAGUUCGCCCUUCGUAUAUUGGAUCCACUGGCAAACGCACGGUCGACUUCUUCUACAAGGUCUCUCUACCACUGGAUGAUCUUGAGAUGAGAGCAAAGGAAUCGCGUGUUCCGGAGUCUAGCGAAGAUCUGAUUGAGGCUCUUUUUCACUAUCAAGGGGCUGAUAUCUGGGUAUAUGUUCCUUAUUCGUACGCUAAGGCUCGAAUGGUUUCAAGCGGUCCCCACUGA